Adineta ricciae is the source of this 1281-nucleotide messenger RNA. NCBI's taxonomy places the organism in Eukaryota, Metazoa, Rotifera, Eurotatoria, Adinetida, Adinetidae. The record is from the annotation of a GenBank genome assembly.
AUGGGUCGAAAGCUUUCAAGUUUAGCACUUUUUGGUACUAUUCUCGCCGGUUUAUUCGGAUAUUUAUAUUAUGUACCAAACAGUGAAGGUGUUGAACAAAUGGAUCGUAUUCGUUUGCUUAGUGCCGCAAUGAAACUAAUCGGUUUUGUCGGCAAAGUAUCCGAAACGUUUGGUUUUCCACCUGCUUGGUAUAUUCAACGAAAUAGUGGUUUGAUUUUGAAGAAACUAAAACCGGCAGAAAUCAUUACGGAUAUAGAAAUUCGGGAUACAACUAUUGAAGGAGUACCUGUACGAAUUUAUUCUCCAAUUAAUUUCAAAAAUGAGAAAACAAAAUUUUUGCCAGCGGUUAUCUUCUAUCACGGAGGAGCAUUUUAUAUGGGUUCAGUUGAUACACAUCAUCCAAUAACACGAGAUUUAGCUCGACAAACUGGUUUUAUCAUUAUCUCUGUUGAAUAUCGUCUUGCACCUGAACAUCAUUUUCCUGCCGGACUUGAUGAUUGUAUGAAAGUAACCAAAUACUUUCUCAAUACAAACAAUGCAAAAAAGUUUCAUAUCGAUGCUCAACGUAUUGCCAUAUCAGGCGAUUCAGCUGGUUUGUAUUCUCAGACACAAUCAUUUGUUCUUCAUUGUUUGUUAUUUACAGGUGGAAAUCUCGCUGCUGUUAUCGCUAUGCGAUUUGCAAGUGAAUCAAUUAGUGAAAUCCGUCCUCGUCUUCAAGUCUUGAUCUAUCCUGUCGUUCAGUUCUUUGACCUCAUGGUUCCAUCGUAUUUAACACCAGCUUUACAUAUCUUUCAUUUUGGACGAGGUGGACAAGUUCUCGAGUUGUACACCGGUAAAAGUAUUAGCGAUGAUAUUCUCGCUAAUAAUCAUACAAGUCUUGAACAACGAAAAACCUAUCGUAAAUAUGUUGAUUGGUCAUUCAUUCCGAAGAAAUAUCGACAAGUUUACAAAGAACCGAUUUCGGAUGAAAUGGAAGGCAAUGCUGAGUUGAUUAAAAAUGCGAAAUUGGUUUUACAUCGCGAUAUUUCUCCAUUGUUAGUCGAUGAUUCCGAUUUAGCUAAAUUACCACCAACAUAUGUAUUAACUGUUGAUCAUGAUCGAUUGAGAGACGAAGGAUUUAUUUAUGCAGGUCGAUUGAAAGCAAAUGGAGUGAAAGUCGUUCACCAUCACUUCGAUAAUACAUUUCACGGUUCUUUAACUUUCUUAGAUGGUCUAUUCGAAUUGAAUAUCGCUCAUACAAUGCUUAAUGAUAUUGCGAAAUAUUUAAAGGAAAAUCUUUAA